This is a messenger RNA of Anneissia japonica, 1435 nucleotides long. Its product is annotated as 39S ribosomal protein L38, mitochondrial-like. The record is from RefSeq and is a predicted model, not a curated record. NCBI's taxonomy places the organism in Eukaryota, Metazoa, Echinodermata, Crinoidea, Comatulida, Comatulidae. The transcript has 7 exons. Gene Ontology annotation, cellular component: mitochondrial large ribosomal subunit. The coding region runs from base 26 to 1030 and encodes 334 amino acids.
UGAGCAAUCGAUAGAGGGCUGAAAAAUGGCGACCUCCUGUGUACAAAACAUGUCCCGAUUAAGAUCAAUGUUUCGAUUACCUCCUCGAAGCAUAUAUCCGCUUAUUACUUAUAAGAGACUCAUUUAUAACCAACAUCAACGUUUGUUUUCUUCAGCGUUGUCAGAUGGAAUAGACAUUGGUCUUCCCACCUGUCCUCAAUCGAAAAAACUAAAAAAUAAACAUAGAAGCAAGAUAUUGCACAAAAUAAAAAAUACACCAGAGUUGGAACGGUUAGCAAGGCAAAGAAAAUUGGUGGUGCCAUUAGAUGAGGUUGAGGCAGAAUGGGAGAAGACAUCAGGACCAUACCACAUCAGAGAUGUUGCAAAGAACUAUAACAUCUUCAAGGAUCUCUUCGAUGGAGCAGAAUUCAUAUCUUGGUCUGUAAUGAAUAUAAGUUAUGAUGUGGAUGAUGAUACUGUAAUGCCAGUAUAUUGGGGCAAUGUAGUUACACCACAAGAGGCUAGAUCACCUCCAGUUAUUUCAUUUGAAAGUAGUAAUGAUGAAUUUUGGACAUUGUUACUAAUAAAUCCUGAUGGUAAUCUCCAUGAAAAGGAUGCAGAAAAUCUUCACUGGUUUGUAGCCAAUAUACCUGGACAGCACGUUGACAGUGGUCAAGUACUCUGUGACUACCUUCAACCAUUCCCACCAAAAGGGACAGGCUACCAUCGCUUUGUCUUCUUGCUAUUCAAGCAAGAAGGAAAACUUGAUUUAUCAGAAGAACAAAGGCAACUACCAUGUCGUAAUUUGCAUAAAAGAACUUUCGAUACAUUAGAGUUCUACCGAAAAUAUCAGGAUGUAAUUACGCCAGCUGGGGUCAGUUUCUUCCAGUGUAGAUGGGACACAACAGUAACAGAUGUUUUCCAUCAUGUACUUGAAAUGCGAGAACCAUCAUAUGAGUAUCACCCACCACCCCUGUACAUUGCACCACAAGUAAAGUGGCCACGCAAGAAGCCUCUGAAAUACCUGAAUAAAUACUUACCACAAGAAUGAUGCAAAAAAUAUAAGAAAGGCUGGUGAAGAGCUGAUGGGAACUAUGCUGGAGUUUGGAGAAUGAUGAAUUUAAUUCUCUUGUUGAGCAAAAAUGUGCUGUCUGUCAUAAACUAAAAAAAAUUAAAUUCAAUAUUUGAGUAUAGCUUGUGAGGGAGCUAUGUGGGAAAUAUUGAAUGUAAAGGAAUCAUAGAUAACACACCGUUGAUGACCGGCACUAGCUGCAGUGCUUGAUGCAGUGCUUGAGAAAGGAUAGCUGAUUUUGCAUCUGAAACAUUGCCAGUAUACAAUACAAUUUUCAUUUCUGUGUAACACAAAGAAAAUUCUUUAAAAAUAUACAGUAUCUACCGAUACCAGAUAAAAUUAUUCCAAGAAUUAUUAAUAAAUAGUCUAUUAAAAAUUUAAACA